This is a messenger RNA of Copidosoma floridanum, 958 nucleotides long. Its product is annotated as RNA demethylase ALKBH7, mitochondrial. Lineage: Eukaryota; Metazoa; Arthropoda; Insecta; Hymenoptera; Encyrtidae. The record is from RefSeq and is a predicted model, not a curated record. Gene Ontology annotation, cellular component: mitochondrial matrix. Gene Ontology annotation, biological process: fatty acid metabolic process; DNA damage response.
CACCAUGAAUGCAUUCAGUUUCAAUAACAAAUUAUGGUGUAAGCGUAAAGUGUAAAAUGGAUAACUUUAGUUGGUGUUUUUAUAAGUCAAAGAUCGCAGUAACAAUUGAUACGAGCAUAACUGUGUACCUAUUAUAAUUAAUUACGCUAUUUAAUCACGAAAAAAUAGUCCAAAAAAAAUAUAUGAAAAUAGGCAUUAUACAUAUUUGCGAGUACCAGAGUAAAAUACACAAUGUUUAUCAAAGUGUUGCACUUAAGACAUAAACUACUCAAAAUACCAAUGAAAUUUUUAAGACAAUGCAGCACCAAUGUAAACAAAGCACCGGUUUCAGACAAUAAUCUUGAUGAAUUCAAAGACUGGAAAGAAAAGUUGCAUUCUAACAUGACUAUAUAUGAGAACUUUAUAAGUGAUGAAGAGGAAAAAUCGUUGCUGGAUGAACUCGAGCCUUACUUAAAGAGAAUGAGAUAUGAGUAUUCCCAUUGGGAUAACAUGAUUCACGGUUAUAGAGAAACCGAGUUUAUCAAAUGGAACGAAGAAAACACCAAAAUUAUAGACAAGGUAAGGCAAAAGGCUUUCCCUCCUGGUAUGCCACAGUUAAAGUUUGUUCACGUGUUAGAUCUAGCUGAAAAUGGGUGGAUAAAGCCUCAUGUGGAUAGUCCUAGAUUUUGCGGAGAAGUGAUAGCAACAAUUUCAUUACUCAGUGAUUGUAUAAUGCGUCUGACAUACGUUGGUCAUGAAAACGAAUAUUGGAAUGAUUUUUUAAUACCAAGAAAGUCUUUGUACGUCAUGAAAGGAGUAGCUCGUCAUAAAUACAACCACGAAGUUAUUAAAUCCGUCAACAGAUCGCGACGUAUUUCGGUUAUUUGCAGAUGUGAGCCAGUGUAGAUAUUAAUUUGUAAAUCAUUUUCUGUACGUAUACGUAUAUACCUAAAAAUAAAUUUUACAUUUAUGAUCGCGA